Molecule: messenger RNA, 10001 nt
Organism: Ahaetulla prasina
Lineage: Eukaryota; Metazoa; Chordata; Lepidosauria; Squamata; Colubridae
Gene: MYO6
Product: myosin VI
Exons: 33
Coding region: 226-4017 (1263 amino acids)
Biological process (GO): inner ear auditory receptor cell differentiation; endocytosis; inner ear morphogenesis
Cellular component (GO): myosin complex; cytoplasm; actin cytoskeleton
Molecular function (GO): microfilament motor activity; ATP binding; actin filament binding
Source: RefSeq, a predicted model, not a curated record
CGCUCAGUACUUCCCUCUACCCCCCCCCCACACACACCCCUGUCCUCUCUCUCCCUCCCUCCCUUCCGUGAGGUCAGAGCAGACUCCGCCCAAUGCAAGCCGGCCUCUGGCACUGGAGACCGCGAGGGCGGAGCGAAGAGAACGCUCAGAGCCGCGCAGCGCUGGAGUUGAGGCGGCAUCAGCUGAGGACGGAGCGACGGUCGUGGCAGGAAAUAGUUCCUCAAGAUGGAGGAUGGGAAGCCUGUUUGGGCUCCACACCCAACUGAUGGGUUUCAGAUGGGGAGCAUUGUGGAUAUUGGACCUGACGGUUUAACGAUUGAACCUGUAAAUCAAAAGGGCAAGACCAUUUUUGCUGCUAUCAGCCAAGUCUUUCCCGCAGAGGAGGACAGUAAGAAGGAUGUGGAGGAUAAUUGUUCCCUAAUGUAUUUAAAUGAAGCUACCCUCUUACAUAAUAUAAGAGUUCGCUACAGCAAGGAUAGAAUUUAUACUUAUGUAGCCAACAUCCUGAUAGCAGUGAAUCCUUACUUUGAUAUACCAAAACUUUACUCAUUAGAUGUUAUUAAAAAGUAUCAAGGCAAGUCACUAGGAACACUGGCGCCUCACGUUUAUGCAAUUGCUGACAAAGCCUUCCGCGACAUGAAAGUGCUCAAGAUGAGUCAGUCGAUCAUUGUGUCUGGUGAAUCAGGAGCUGGCAAGACAGAAAAUACUAAAUUUGUUUUACGGUAUUUGACUGAAUCUUAUGGUAGUGGACAAGAUAUUGAUGACAGGAUUGUAGAAGCCAAUCCACUACUAGAAGCAUUUGGAAAUGCAAAGACUGUUCGUAACAAUAAUAGUAGUCGUUUUGGAAAAUUUGUAGAAAUCCAUUUCAAUGAAAAGAAUUCAGUUGUUGGUGGAUUUGUGUCACAUUAUCUCCUGGAGAAAUCCAGGAUUUGUGUUCAAGGCCCAGAAGAAAGGAAUUACCACAUAUUCUAUAGGCUCUGUGCUGGAGCCCCUGAAAAUAUAAGGGAGAAAUUGUAUUUAAGUUCACCGGAUAACUUUAGGUAUUUAAACCGUGGAUGCACUCGCUACUUUGCUACUAAAGAAACUGAUAAGCAGAUUUUACAGAAUCGCAAAAGUCCUGAGUAUCAAAAAUCAGGUUCCCUGAAGGACCCCCUGCUAGAUGACCAUGGAGAUUUUAACAGAAUGUGCACUGCAAUGAAGAAGAUUGGGCUUAAUGACGAAGAGAAGCUGGACCUCUUCCGAGUGGUGGCUGGUGUUUUACAUCUGGGGAAUAUUGAUUUUGAAGAAGCUGGCAGCACAUCUGGUGGAUGUACACUGAAAAAUAAAUCUGCCCAGUCUCUGGAAUACUGUGCUAAAUUACUCGGCUUGGAUGAGGAUGAUCUCCGUGUGAGUUUAACCACCAGAGUCAUGCUGACAACAGCAGGGGGCACCAAAGGGACGGUUAUCAAGGUUCCAUUAAAAGUAGAACAAGCAAAUAAUGCACGUGAUGCUUUGGCAAAAACUGUCUAUAGUCACCUCUUUGACCAUGUGGUCAACAGGGUAAAUCAAUGUUUCCCAUUUGAGACGUCGUCUUUUUUCAUUGGUGUUCUGGAUAUUGCAGGUUUUGAAUAUUUUGAACACAACAGCUUUGAACAGUUUUGCAUUAAUUACUGUAAUGAGAAGCUACAGCAAUUCUUUAAUGAAAGGAUCCUUAAAGAGGAACAAGAACUUUAUCAAAAAGAAGGUUUAGGUGUUAAUGAAGUACAUUAUGUGGAUAACCAGGACUGUAUAGAUUUGAUUGAAGGAAAAUUGAUAGGAAUUCUUGAUAUUUUGGAUGAAGAAAAUCGCCUUCCACAGCCAAGUGAUCAACAUUUUGCUUCAAUGGUUCAUCAGAAACAAAAACAACAUUUCAGGCUAUCAAUACCCAGGAAGUCUAAAUUGGCUGUUCAUCGAAAUGUUCGUGAUGAUGAGGGAUUUAUUGUCAGACAUUUUGCAGGAGCAGUUUGCUAUGAGACGACCCAGUUUGUGGAGAAAAACAACGAUGCUUUGCAUAUGUCUCUGGAAUCCCUUAUAUGUGAAUCCAAAGAUAAAUUUAUCCGACUACUUUUUGAGUCCAACACUAACAACAAUAAGGAUACUAAGCAAAAAGCAGGAAAACUAAGUUUUAUCAGCGUGGGCAACAAAUUCAAGACUCAACUAAACCUGCUUCUGGAAAAGCUUCGUAGCACUGGAUCAAGCUUUAUUCGAUGCAUCAAACCGAAUCUAAAGAUGACCAGUCACCAAUUUGAAGGCGCUCAAAUCCUCUCUCAGCUCCAAUGUUCAGGCAUGGUGUCUGUUUUGGACUUAAUGCAAGGUGGUUUCCCAUCACGAGCCUCAUUCCAUGAACUUUAUAACAUGUAUAAAAAAUAUAUGCCUCCAAAAUUGACCCGUCUGGAUCCGAGACUCUUCUGCAAGGCUCUCUUCAAAGCCCUUGGUUUAAAUGAACAAGAUUAUAAAUUUGGAUUAACAAAAGUGUUCUUUAGACCUGGCAAGUUUGCAGAAUUUGAUCAAAUCAUGAAGUCUGAUCCAGAUCAUCUUGCUGACCUGAUUAAACGUGUGAACCACUGGCUUCUCUGCAGCCGCUGGAAGAAGGUUCAGUGGUGUUCUUUAUCAGUUAUCAAAUUGAAAAACAAAAUCAAGUACAGAGCAAGUGCCUGUAUUAAAAUACAAAAGACAAUUCGUAUGUGGCUAUGCAAGAGAAGACAUCAACCACGCAUAGAUGGUUUAAUAAAGCUUCGCACGCUGAAAGAGAGGCUGUAUAAAUUCAAUGAAGUAGUAACUGCUCUCAAAGAGGGAAAGGCAGAAAUGAGCAAGCAGGUCAAGGACCUUGAGAUGUCCAUUGAUGCUCUGAUGGCCAAGAUCAAGGCCACUGUCAUGCCUAGACAACAGAUUCAGAAAGAAUAUGAUGCCCUAGUUAAAAGCUCUGAGAAACUUUUGAGUGCCCUUCAGAAAAAGAAGCAGCAAGAGGAAGAAGCCGAAAGAUUGAGACGCAUCCAGGAAGAAAUGGCAAAAGAAAGGAAAAGGCGUGAGGAAGAGGAACAGCGUCGGAAAAAGGAAGAGGAAGAAAGGCGACUGAAAUAUGAGAUUGAAGCAAAGAGAAAACUGGAAGAAGAAGAAAGGAAAAAGAGAGAGGAUGAAGAAAGAAGAAUUCAGGCUGAAGUUGAGGCUCAGCUGGCUAGAGAACGUGAAGAAGAGAGUCAGCAGCAAGCCAUUCUCGAACAAGAGCGCAGAGAUCACGAGCUGGCUUUGCGAAUUGCCCAAAGCGAAUCCGAGCUCAUCAACGAUGAGGCUCAGCUGGACCCAAGUUUGCGCAGAGGACCUUCAGUUCAAGCUACCAAAGCUGCAGCUGGCAUUAAAAAGCAUGACCUUAGCAAGUGGAAGUAUGCAGACCUGCGAGAUACAAUCAAUACCUCUUGUGAUAUUGAAUUGCUGGCAGCUUGCAGAGAAGAAUUUCAUAGGCGGCUUAAGGUUUAUCAUGCCUGGAAGGCCAAGAACAAGAAACGCAAUACUGAAAUGGAACAGCGGGCUCCCAAAUCAGUGACUGAUUAUGAUUUUGCACCAUUUAUGAACAACUCAACUCAGCAGAAUCCAGCAAGUCAGUUGUCCAUUAGACAGCAGCAGGAGAUUGAAAUGAAUCGGCAACAGCGAUAUUUCCGAAUUCCUUUCAUCCGCCCAGCAGAUCAAUACAAGGAUCCUCAGAAUAAGAAAAAAGGCUGGUGGUAUGCUCACUUUGAUGGACCAUGGAUUGCUCGUCAAAUGGAACUUCAUCCUGAUAAGCAACCCAUUUUGCUAGUAGCUGGCAAGGAUGACAUGGAGAUGUGUGAGCUGAAUCUUGAAGAAACUGGCCUGACUCGUAAGCGAGGUGCUGAAAUUUUGCCACGGCAGUUUGAAGAGAUUUGGGAACGCUGCGGUGGAAUCCAGUAUCUUCAAAAUGCAAUUGAGAGCAAACAAGCUCGGCCGACUUAUGCAACUGCUAUGCUGCAGAACUUGUUGAAAUAAAUAGUUAUUUUGCACCUUCUGAGUACAGCGGAACUUUUAACAUUCCAUAAUCAUGUAGAGAUGUUUAAUAUAAACCGAUUUUACUAAUGUGUCGAUUUUUAGUUUGUACUUUUGAUGUCUUAAUUUGUGUAGUGAGCUCAUUCAUUCUCAAGAUCUAAAUUUUUCUUUCAGUCAAGUAUGUUGUUUGCUUUAGGCCAGCAUAUGAUAAUACAAAUAAUACUGUAAUAUAGAGCAGAAAUGGUAAAUCUACGUCUCUCCUAUUGUACUGGGUUCCAACAUCUGUCAACCCCAGCUAACACAGUCAGUGCUAUGGGGUAAAAGUCAAGCAGUGGUUGGAGAACUAGAGACCACAAUCCCUGAUGUAGCAUAACAUACUACCAAUAUGUAGUUUAGUACUACCCAAAAUGGCAUUUUAUCUUCUGUAACACACUUCCCAGAUACUAUCUGGAAAAAUGAGUUUCCACAAAGUAGAAGAAGCCGUGUUUUCUUUACACUAGGCUAACUAGAACUGUGAGGCCUUAAUGUUCUUAAUAUUUAAUGUACAGAAGUUAAAGUAGACUCCUAUAAAGGUGACAGAUAACCCUUCAACAUCACUUGCAAACAAGUAUUUUGGGAAAAUGUGUCUUAAGGUAGAUCGCCGGGCGUCAUAUAUGGAAUAUAGAAAAACUUGAGCCUAAAGUGCUUUAGCAAUUCCGAACUGAAACGGUCUGAUGCACUUUUAAGCAGUUAUGCAUGUGUGUGUUUGUCUUCUUUAUUAAACUGCUUUAUUUUAUUUUUUUUACAAAACAGGUUCCUUCAGACAAUUCAUGUUUAAUUUUUUGUCAUAACUGUUUUGGGAAUCCUUUCUCAGUCAAAGUGAAAUAUAACUCAUAGAGAUGGUUCAAUAUAUACCAUGUUUCCCUGAAAAUAAGACCCUGUCUUUUAUUUUUUGAACCCUGAAAUAAGCAUUUGGCCUUAUUGCCAUGCGUUCAAAAGCCCAAUUGGACUUAUUAUCAGGGGAUGUCUUAUUUUGGGGGGAAACAGGAUAUAUAUAUCUGCAGAUAUUUAUGGCUGGAGCCAUCAGAGAAAUGAACUCCCUGAAUUAUGCCAGCAAAGUUGAAUUUGAAUAUGGGGACCUGUGUUGUCCUUCUAUGCAUCACUGAAAUAAAUAUGGAUUAAGUAGAUUUUUUCCCCCUCACUCCUCAUGAAAUGGCAGAAACCCUGGCAUUUCUUGUUACAACAUGCUGCUUCAAAUUGUUUAACUUCAAAGUGUUCAAGUUUUUUUCCUCUCUCCUAAUCUAAUAGAUCUUUUCUUGUUGCUAAUCCCAAAUUCAGGUUUUGUGGGCUUUUCUUUUCUGCAGGGUUUCCUUAACAGUAAUUAAAAUACUUACAGCAGUUAUGUCUUUCAGACAGUUUUAAAUUGCCUUUGAUUGAUGAUGUUGCAAAAUAACCUAAUGUCAGCAUAACAAAUCUUGGUGUUAUCUCCGUUUUGGGAUCUUUAGAGAAAUUAAGAAAUGUCACUUAAUAAAAAAAAAUACAGACCACACUAGGAGAGAGUUUAUUUCCUUUAUUAGAGUAAAUUCCGUUUCUCAGCUCUGGUUUUUAAAUCUUCAAAUAAGAAUUUUAAAAGAAGAAUGAGCUGAGUUUACAUUGGCUACUAAGUUUUGACCAGAAUGGGUUUAAAAAGGAAAACAUAUUUAUAAAUCUAAGCAAUAUUCUUACUAUAUUUAAGAUUAUUGAGAUCAUCAGUUUAUGAUUCCCAUGUGCAAGUACGAUUCUCAGACCCUAAUGCAGCAGUUCAAAUGUAGGCAGCUUUGACAGGCUAAACUGUCGGCUAAACUUGGACAAUUGUCUACUCCAUCAAGAUAAUCAACAAGAUCAGAUUUGUCAAAAUCAAAAAUAUAUUUCACCAGUGAAAGCUCUUCAGCUUGCAGUAAGUAUUUCUACUGCUCCUUUCCAUUCCAUAGGCAAUCUCACUACCAGUGAUAACUUUUCCAAAUUAUAAAGAUAGCAGAAGAGAAUAAAAAAGGGAAUGCAAGCCAAGUCAUUAGUGUAAAUCCACUUAGGGGGCUUUGAAUCCAAAUGGAUGUUUGUAUCCUUUUGGUUUGGCUAUAAAGUUCAAGAAAUCAGAAAUCAUGCAAAUGGUUGGGGGGCAGUUGCGAAGAAAGGAAUAUGCAUCACUUGCCCUAUCACAAUCUUGCUCUUUCUCUCUCUUUCCUUCAAAGCAUUAGGCUUGCACAGAAGAACUUCUGGUGGGUCUCAUGAAAAGCCUCCAAAGGCUGAAUAGAAUUUGUAGAGUCCAUAGUAAAAGCCCUGUUUAGAUUGGUUAUGCAAGAAAAUAUUUAUUUGUAUGUUAAAUCCAUAAAGAUCUCUCCAUGUAUCAAUGUAACUGAUAUUAAUUUUCAUAGUGUAUUAGAUAAUUCAGAGGCAUAUGCCAGAUAUAUAUGCAGCUAGGUGGCAAAGUUUAGUUGACUUUGAUUGAUCUCAACAAUCUAAUCAGGAUAACACCUAAUUAAUACUGGAUGAGAAUCAGGGAAUACCAGGACUAGGAAGGUGUGGGAAACCACUUCCAUAUUGCUGCUACAAAAGAUUACAUGAUAUUACCAGAAACUGAGCUUGAUUUGAAGGAUUUGACUUAAAUAUAUGUUCAUCACAGAUCACACCCAGCUUGUUUCCUUGGUUCAUUUGUGCCUUUGGUUUCAGUGGGAGGCUACAUUAAAGGCAUUGCAGGACAUCAGCAGUGUUUUUAUGUUAAAAUUUGAGAGGGAGGUUGAUUUUUUUUUUCGGAAUAGCAAUUAAAAGAGAAAGUUGUUUCAUUUCUUGCAUGGAAACUAUGACUCCAUUGACAGUCCCCAACUGUUUUACUUCUAAUUAAGAAUGACAAUAACUUUUAUGUGAGGAAAUGCAGCAUGGAGAAAUAUUGAUAGGAAAAGUAGUUCUCAAAAAAUGAGAGAGAAUGAGGAAACCCAGCCAAACCUAGAAUCCUCUAUAAUUGUACUGUCUUGUAAAACUACUGUAUAGACUGUGUUGAGCACCUCAAUCAUAGCUAAGGCUAAAACAGAUGACCAUAUUUUAAAAUAAUACUUGAGGGGGUCCUUGUUGCUCUCCGAGCUUGCUAGUUUUCUUGUAGACAUUUCAUUACCCCAAUUAGGUAACAUUACCAGUGCUAGUAAGGAGUGCUGUUGUAAUACUUCUUUAAUAUUUUGGAUUAAUCUGAUUGUCCUAGAUGUGUCUGCAGUUACAUCAAUUGGUUACUAUAGUGGGAUAACAGUUGGUAAGGGGUUGGCACCUUGAUGCAAAUUUUCUAAAUUCCCAUCAUAGGAGGAAUUGAAUUGAAAAAGAUAUGACAUUGUUUUCUAUAUAAUAUUUAAUGAGCAGGUGCCAUUAUCGCCAAUUAACCUGAUUGGGGUUCCUUCAAAUACACAUUGUAUUAAUAUGUUUGGCAGAUGCAUACAGCAUCUCUUUUUUGCCCCCAACAUCUGGCCAGAGAUUUCAGCAUAAAGAUGAAUGAAAAUGAUAGUUCCUCAACAGAAAAAAAAUUAGAGACUUGUUGCUUCCUGUGUAUUUGUGAUGUGAAAGCCCCAAGAUACAAAAGUAGGUAGACCUCCAGAUAAUAUAUUUACUUGUGCAACUGUGAUGUGGUUUCAAAGUACAGUGAGUCUUGGGUGAUGGCUAUUCUACCUCUGCAGGCCAUCAUAUUUGCUUGCAUUUGCUAAAUGAGGAAUAUACAUACAUCAAUCUACUCUCAAUCUCAUAAAUAAAGCAACCCUAGUUCCAUGACCAAGUAGAUAGAGUAUUAUGCAAAAGUUUAGGUACUGCUCAUCAAAUUUAAUAUUUCAGUGUACUACAUGAACAGAAACUGACAUAACUUCUAUAUAAUACAAAGUUAAACACAAUGACUGUCUACAAAAUUCAAUUGCAUACUUAAAUAUAUAUGUGCAAAUGUUUACCAAAUGUUUACUGUAGCAUCACCUUUGUCAGAACAGCUUCCAAAUAGCUAACAGUUUGUCUAUUCUUGUUUUUAGAGUGUUUUUCCUACUCUUCCUUGCAGAAUUUAGAAAUAUAUCUCUUGUGUGUUACAUGAUUGAUUGUCAAUAUUAUUCAGUUCUGGGAACUAUCCCUUCUUUUCCCUUCAAGAGAUCAUGCCUGAUUUGGAGAUAAUUUUAGAUAAUUUCCUUGCUAAAAUUUCUAACUAAAGGUAGAAGGCUUCUAAAAUUCAUUAACAUUUACUUGAAUCCAUCUUUUCUUUCCACCUGUACAAUAUUUGCUGUGCUUCCAGGUGCAACACAACUCCAAAUAUAAUAGAGCCAUCCCUGUAUCAACAAUGUGUUCUUUUCUUCAAAUGCUUCACCAUUUUUGUCCAAAUUCAUCCCAUGUUGGUAUAGCUUAUCAAGGUUUUGUUUUGAUACGUGAGAUGCUGACUUUUGUGAUAAUUUUAGUAAAAAGGUUUUCCUUCUUCCAUGAAGAUAACCAUUGUAUAUUCAGUGCUGUUAUGUAGAGCAGCUACUCCAGAGAAACCUUCCAGUAGGUCUUCAUAAACCAGUGGUUAUUCUUAAGUGUAAUAUAUAAUAGAUUUUCUUCCUUUCUUUUUUCCUUUCUUUUCCUUGUCCGGGUUUUGCUGUUUUCUAUUUUUUUAUUUUAAGAUUAAAGAUUGUUUUGCUAAUUGUAUAUGCAUAAAAUAAAUUCUGAAAUAAUUCUUAAGUUAUUUCUUGUGAUUGUGAGUUCAGUGCAGAUCUCAACUCUAGUAGAGAUUUUACUUGGGCUUCUAGUUCUCACCUUGCUAUCAACAAUUCCAUAUACCGUACUUUUCGGAAUAUAAGACGCACUCCCCCCCCCAAAAGUGGGUGAAAAUUGCAGUGCGCCUUAUACACUGAAUGUUGCUGAAGCCCCGCCCAUCUGCCAGCCCCCACCCUUGGGCCAUUUUUGGUCUCCAUGCAUUGCAUUUUCGAUCCCUGCCGCCUGGAACUGGCAGAAAAUGCGACACGCAGAGGCCAAAAACGCGACAUGUGGAAACGGCGAUAGUCUCUGGCUAUCCCCGCACCCUGGAACAGUUGAUUGGCGGUAUUCUGGGAGGCUGAUCCAACUGCCAAUCAGCUGUUUGUGCUAAAUCAGGAUGCAGUAACCUGCUGAAGCUUAUCAGGCUGUUUGCUUCAAGGACGCUACCUAGAUGAAUACAGAUGGAUGCUGGUAGGCAUAGGCAGAGGUUUUUUUUCCUGUUUUCCUCCCGAAAAACUGAUAUGCGUCUUAUACUCUGGAGUGUCUUAUACUCCAAAAAAUACGGUAACGUCUGUAUCUUAACAAUAUUUUUAGCUGUAAAGCAUUAUCUGAAAGCACUUCAAGAUUUUAGUAUAAUCCUCCUCUUCCUUGUAAUGUGAAUUAUCUUCAUUUGCACACACUCAGAUCCCUGCUUAGAGCCCUUAGUUGGUAAAAAUAAAUAGAACAUUUAUAACCUGACAGGUUAGAAGAGUCAGACUAUUCUUCACCUGUGGAAUUGGUGUCUCCUGGCUAAAUGUACAAUACAUUUGACAAGUUAACCACUUUCUGAUUAUCUCAUUAACAACUUUACAGUUUUAGAAAAAGUAGCAUCAAAUCAGUUAGAAUGGUGCCCAAAUUUCUGUACCUGCCAUAUUAACAGUUUUCUUAUUUUCAUUUGGUAAAUAAUGGUACAAAAUACUUAGGCAUGCAUUCAAAUAUGCAGAAAUAUGUCAUGGUUAAUUUUGUACAAUGUAGAGAUUGUGUCAGCUUCUAUUCCCUUAUGUAUUCUUGAAACAUAUGUCGACCAGCAGUAACUAAAUUUUGCAUGCAAUUCUAAGUCUGCAUACAACUAGCAGUUCUCUGAACAGCGCAGGAUUCUCAAUAUUACUUUGGAAAUGUUCUUCUCAUCUGUAAUUGUAUCUUUUUCAUCUCUGGCUUAUUUCCCACUAAACUGUUCCAAGUACUUUGUCAAAUAACUUUGAUUGUGUACUGCAAAUUAUAACAAAAUAAAUUCACUCUGUUGAUCUUUC